Talaromyces amestolkiae is the source of this 210-nucleotide messenger RNA. RefSeq lists its product as uncharacterized. The coding region runs from base 1 to 210 and encodes 69 amino acids. Lineage: Eukaryota; Fungi; Ascomycota; Eurotiomycetes; Eurotiales; Trichocomaceae. The record is from RefSeq and is a predicted model, not a curated record. The transcript has a single exon.
AUGAAGGUCCACACUUUACUCUCACUCUUUGUGACUGCUUCAUUAGGGUCAGUGACUCUUGCUCGUCCCAUCUCUCCGCGUGAUGAACUUGCUACUGGAGGGGAUGCCUCUGUCGACACCAUYGCAACUCGUGGCUCUUGGGGCAAGCGGGAAGAGGACGGGGAUGCCUCCGUCGACACCAUUGCAACUCGCGGCUCUUGGGGCAAAUGA